Seriola aureovittata is the source of this 3141-nucleotide messenger RNA. RefSeq names its product reversion-inducing-cysteine-rich protein with kazal motifs (gene reck). NCBI's taxonomy places the organism in Eukaryota, Metazoa, Chordata, Actinopteri, Carangiformes, Carangidae. Bases 220 to 3102 code for a protein of 960 amino acids. Gene Ontology annotation, molecular function: metalloendopeptidase inhibitor activity; protein binding. The transcript is spliced from 21 exons. Gene Ontology annotation, cellular component: plasma membrane. The record is from RefSeq and is a predicted model, not a curated record. Gene Ontology annotation, biological process: blood vessel maturation; extracellular matrix organization; sprouting angiogenesis.
GAGAGAGAGAGAGAGAGAGAGAGAGAGAGAGAGAGAGAGAGAGAGAGAGAGAGAGAGAGAGAGGGAGAGAGAGAGAGAGAGAGAGAGAGAGAGAGAGAGAGAGAGAGAGAGAGAGAGAGAGAGAGAGAGAGAGAGGUAACAGGGGAUCCAUGGAGCGCGUCACAGCACCGGUGUUUUCCAUGUCUUCUUGUCCACGAUGCACUUUAGAAUUUCAAUAAGAUGCGUGUGUGUUUCCAGAUAAUCAGUUUCCUCUUCGCCGUGAACUUUUACCACCAGCCGCUCCGAGCUCAGGAUCCCGCCUGCUGCCACCAUGCUGCCGAGUUUUCAUCUUGUAAAGAAGCUUGUGACCAGCUCGCCACUAUAAAGAGUGAGUCUCGUCUGAAGCAUCUCCUCCAGAGGUUACCCAGUUACUGUCCAGAGUCCAUGAAUGAACUGUGGAUGUGCAUCAACUCUACACUUCCAGGAGUAUCCAGGAAGUCAGACGGCUGGGUGGGGCUGGGCUGCUGCGAGCUGGCCAUCUCAGCCGAGUGUCGCAGGGAAUGCAGACAGGCCUCGUCCAAAAAUGACAUAACAAAAGUUUGCAAGAAAAUCACAGAGAACUCUCUCUACAGCUGCAUCACCAAAAAUGAAAUGGGCUCCACAUGCUGCAGCUAUGCAGGGCGUCACACCACCUGCAGGGAGUACUGCCAGGCCAUCUUCAGGACCGACUCCACGCCCACCGUGUCUCAGAUCAACGCCGUCAAAGAGUACUGUCAGAGCCACAGCGCUCAGCUGCUCAGCUGCGUCAGCAACUUCACCAAGUCCUACCCCAUACGCAGCCCCAUAGACAGUCUGUACUGCUGCGACCGGGCGGAGGCCACCCACUGCCAGGUGGCCUGCCGGAGAAUCCUUCGCACCAUGAGCACAGAGCACGAGAUCAUGGAGGGUCUGAUCGAGGAGUGUGGCUCGCAGCCCCUCCCUCAGGAACCCAUGUGGCAGUGCUUCCUGGGCAGCGCCCACCCUCCCUCCCCACCUGAAGAGGAGACCCCCCAUCCCGCCAAGAUGGACUGUGCCAAGUUGCACUGCUGCUCCAAGGCCAACACCUCCCUCUGCAGGGACAUGUGUCAGGAGAUCAGCACCAACUGGGGCAGCCAGACGUGGCAGGACUUCGACCAGCUCUGUGAGUACAACCCGGUGGAGACGGAGCUCAUCAACUGCCUGGCUGACGUCAGAGAGCCCUGCCAGCUGGGCUGCAAGGACCUCACCUACUGCACCAACUUCAACAACAGGCCCACAGAGCUGUUCCGCAGCUGUAACGUCCAGUCGGACCAGGGCGCCAUGAACGACAUCAAGCUGUGGUCCAACGGGACGAUCAAGAUGCCGUUCAUGAACAUCCCCGUGCUGGACAUCAGGAAGUGUCUGCCGGACAUGUGGAAGGCGGUGGCCUGCUCCCUGCAGAUCAAACCCUGCCACAGCAAGUUCAGAGGGAGCGUCAUAUGCAAGUCGGACUGUGUGGACAUCCUGACACAGUGUGGGGACAGGAAACGUUUCCACGAAGGACAGACACCAGAGAGGAUCUGUGAACUGCUGUCGCCCAUUGAUGACCCUGAACGCUGCAUCCCCCUCCACAGAUACCUCACCCCCAGUUCCCUUGGCAACAACAUUGUUGAGGAGGUUAUUCAUCCAUGCAACCCCAACCCCUGCCCCAGCAACCACCUAUGUCAGGUGAACAGGAAGGGUUGCCUUGACGAGCUGAACUGUCAGCCGUACCUCUGUGUCCCAGGCUGUAAACUGGGCGAGGCCUCGGAGUUCCUGGUGCAGCAGGACGCUCGUAUCCAGGUGCCGACCCGCACCGGUCCAGCUGGGUGCUACGAGGUGUGCAGCUGCGGUCCCAGCGGGCGUCUGGAGAACUGCGUGGAGAUGCCCUGCGUGGACAUGACCAAACCCUGCGUCGUCGGAGGACAGAGGAAGAACCACGGGACGUCCUUCAGGAUCGACUGCCACACCUGCUCCUGCUUCGCCGGUAACACCAUCUGCUCCACCAGAGAAUGUCUCAGCUUCGGCAACUCAGACGAGGACAGACGUCAUUUCACAGGUCUUCCCUGCAGUUGUCCGGACCGCUUCAUCCCGGUGUGCGCCUCUAACGGACGGACCUAUCCCAGCGCCUGUGUGGCUCGCUGUAUGGGAUUCAAGGACCAUCAGUUCGUCUUCGGCCAGUGUCACCUCAGUAACCCGUGUUCAAACACGCCCUGCCAGAGGAACCAGAGGUGCCUCCCAAAGUACCGUGUGUGUCUGAGCGACUCGUCCGACUGUCCACAGUACGAGUGCGUCGGCCGGCCGGCGGCGUGUGAUAAGAACAGCGUGGAGCCGGUCUGUGAUACUGACGGCCUGGUGCACGCCAGUCUGUGCCACCUGCAGCAGGCUGGGAAAACUCUGGCGUACAUGGGCCACUGCCAGGACGCCUGCAGGAAGCAGCAGCAGGUUUGCGGCCACAACGGUGAGACCUACAACACAGUGUGUGAUGCCUUCUCUGACCGAGUGGCUGUGGACUACGAGGGCCCCUGCCACGCUGUGGGGGCCGUGUCUGACGUGGCCCCCGACUCCGCCUGCAGCUUGAUUCCCUGUCCACCUCUGUCCACUCCAGGCUGCCACCCUGUCACACCUCCAGGAGCAUGCUGUCCGAUCUGUGCCAGCAUGCUGCAGAUCCUCUGGAACAAAGAGCAGAUGAACACUUUCUCCAAGCUGAAUAAAAACCAGCCGGUGACGGUCCACGACGUCCUGCAGAUCCUGCGGCUUCACGUCUCCGUGCCGCAGUGUGACGUCUUUGGAUACCUGAGCAUCGACCAUGAGCUGGUGGUCCUCAUCGCUCCGGUGGACCAGCAGCCGACACCACUGCAGAUCGAAGCCUGCAGCAAAGAGGCCGAGAAGAUCGACUCCCUCAUCAACUAUGCCAGCCCCACCCUCUUCUCCCAGGUGCCCCUCUCCGCCUUCCUCACCUCCGAGAUCAAGACCUCCUCCAUCCACUCCUCCGCAGGGGGCGCUCCGGCCUCACUCCUCCCCCCCGGCUUGUGCCUUCUCCUUGGGUUCCUGGUCGCUGGCGCCCCCGUCCUCCUCCAGCUAUAAGUGCCUAUUUGCCCCCCCACCCGCACCCACACCCCACCC